Neurospora hispaniola is the source of this 2610-nucleotide messenger RNA. Its product is annotated as quinon protein alcohol dehydrogenase-like superfamily. The coding region runs from base 153 to 2318 and encodes 721 amino acids. Gene Ontology annotation, molecular function: protein binding. The record is from RefSeq and is a predicted model, not a curated record. NCBI's taxonomy places the organism in Eukaryota, Fungi, Ascomycota, Sordariomycetes, Sordariales, Sordariaceae. The transcript is spliced from 4 exons.
GUCAGCACGCCAUCCAUCGCCCUCCAGCCGACCAAUGCUUGGUGUUGCCUCUGCCGCCAUUCAACAACAGAACCACGCAACCGCAAACGCACUCUAAACGCAUAAUCGCAGCGUCAUUCUGGGCCCGGCGGUCCUCAACUCCCCUUCUCCCAAUGGAUUCCUACCACCUCGCCCCGUCUCGUCCGACUGCGAGCUUCGGACAUGAUAAUGAGGCCCCGCUCCAACAUGGACCUCUAGUGAACUCCUACUCUCAUCACCACAACAACCACUCGCGCGACACCGACACCGAUCCCACCGACCAGAACUGCGACCGCAAACGACCAGAGCAACAGGCAAGGUUGCGCUCCCGCAACAGCGUCACCAACAUGUCGUCCGUCCUCAUGAGCAAGACUGUCACGCCUUUCCUUCGGGAACACAUCCCCAGCCUCUACGCCCCCAUUGGCAAGCCGGGGAACCAAGAGACCGCCAGAGCAGAGAACCCCAAUUCCAAGUACUGCUACAGACACCACCCCGACUCAAAGUGCCGAAGGGCUGCCGACAAGGCCAAGAUGGUCAUGAUUCAGAGCGAGCUGGACAAGCUCACAUCAGCGGAUCAGCAAGCUGUGACCCACGUGUGGUCCCUGUUCUCGGCCGCCCCUGCCCGACAUCGCGACCUGAUGCUUCAGGGUAUCCUCUCUCAGCUCUGCUUCCCCCAGCUCUCCUUCGUCUCGAGAGAAGUCAACGAAGCCCUCAAGAUCGACUUCAUCUCCGCCCUCCCCGUCGAGCUCGCCCAAAAGGUCCUGUGCUAUCUCGACACCGUCAGCUUGACCAAGGCCGCCCAGGUCAGCCAGAGGUGGCGAACCCUGGCCGACUCCGAUGCCGUCUGGGUCCGCAUGUGCGAGCAACACGUCAACAGGAAGUGCACAAAGUGUGGAUGGGGAUUGCCCUUGCUGGAACGCAAGAAGCUGCGCAACUACACAAGACAAAGACAGCUGGCCAAGGGUGGGCCACAAGGGAGGGCCACGGAACUGGCCGACUCCCACGACAGCCAGGAUCGAUCCGUCAAUCAACAUGGAAAGCGCCCGGCAGCAGAGGCGGAGGAAGAGGACCCCAUCAAGAAGCGCCAGUGUAUGGCUGCAGCAGAAGCCUCCAAGGCGGUAACGCAACCCAAGACCCGAAGCUGGAAGGCCGUCUACCGGGAUCGCUGGCAGGUCAGCUACAACUGGAAAAACAGCCGCUACAAGUUGUCGGUUCUCAAGGGUCAUGAGAAUGGUGUCACCUGUCUCCAGCUCGAUGAUAACAUCCUUGCGACUGGAUCGUACGACACCACCAUCAAGAUCUGGAACAUUGAGACUGAGGAGUGCAUUCGGACCCUUGUCGGCCAUACGGCUGGCAUUCGUGCGCUGCAGUUUGACGAUUCGAAGCUCAUCAGUGGCAGUCUGGACCAUACCAUCAAGGUCUGGAAUUGGCACACCGGCGAGUGCCUCUCCACGUUCGCUGCCCACACCGAUUCAGUGAUUAGCGUUCACUUUGAUGGCCACCUACUUGCCAGUGGGUCGAGCGACAAGACGGUCAAGAUUUUCGACUUCAACUCCAAGGAGACAUACUGCCUCAAGGGCCAUAGCGAUUGGGUCAACUCGACCCAUGUCGACAUCAAGAGCCGAACCGUCUUCUCGGCCUCGGAUGACACGACAAUCAAGCUGUGGGAUCUGGACACGCGCCAGGUUAUCCGGACCUACGAAGGACAUGUCGGCCAUGUGCAACAGGUGCUCAUUCUCCCGCCCGAGUAUGAGCCCGACGAGGAGGUGCUCAAUGGUGCUUCGCAAGACAACCAAGACGCCAUGUCGGUAUCAUCGGGCGGAAGCGGAAGCCCCUCCAUGUCGCAUGCGCAAAUCGAGCGCGCCGGCAGCCCUGGCAGCCAUAGCUCCAGCCACAACCUGCUACCGAGCAGCAUGCCCAGUGGCGACGAGGACGUGCGCCAUCUCUAUGGCUCCGCCUUCGUGGCCGACGAGUCACGGCCACUUCCCCCGCGCUAUUUCAUGACGGGCGGGCUCGACAGCACCAUGCGUCUCUGGGACAGCGCGACGGGUCGGUGUCUGAGGACGCUGUUUGGCCACCUCGAGGGCGUUUGGUCUUUGGCGGGAGAUACGAUCCGUGUGAUCAGUGGAGCCAACGACGGCAUGGUCAAGACGUGGGAGCCGCGCAGCGGGAAGUGCGAUGCGACGUAUACGGGCCACUGCGGACCCGUGACUUGUGUCGGGCUGAGCGAUAGUCUGAUGGCCAGUGGCAGUGAGGAUGGAACGAUUCGGUUACAUUCCUUCAAGCCUUGUCGGCAGUGAGGUGGUGGCUGAAGUUUCUUCGACUUGGGAACGAUGAGAGCAUGUCGGGUUUCAAUUACCCAUGUUGACUGCUCUUGCAUUUCCCUCCAGUUUUGGAACUUCCAGAUACGCCAUCUUCGUUUACCAGCGUCCUCGCGUUUUUUUUCUUUUUCUUCUUCUUCUUCUUCUUCUUCUUCUUCUUCUUCUUCUUCUUCUUCUUCUAUUACUUCACCCUCUAUGCGAUCUCAGAACCAACUUUUUCUUUUUGUGUUUUUUUUGCUUUCAACAAAACAUUGCCUCUCCCCAAGAAGGG